GUAGUCAGUUUCUGUAAUUUGCUUCAGCUUCGUUAGACGUUCACCAUCAUGGCGUCAUCUCUGCGGAGGAAGAGGGUCUCCAUAGUGUCUCUCUCGAACAGAAUGAAAGUCCCACCGAAUAAACCAAAAGCAUGGUUCGGAUGUAGACAUAGCCAGGUGAUACUCAUGUGCUUAGGGUUCUUCUGUUGCUACGCCAUCCGAGUGACGACGUCCGUGACCUUAGAGGCAAUGACCAACGCGGCCAGUGCCAAUCCUAUUUUCGAGGAAUUUCACUGGGACGAACCGGUGAAGCACUUGAUCCUUAGCUCCUUCUUCUGGGGCUAUACCUGCACGCAAAUACCCGCCAGCAUCCUUACCCAGCGAUGGAGCGCCCAAGGACUGUUUUCAAUGACUCUGAUCAUCUCUGGGUUGCUGACUCUCGGCACUCCCCUAGCCGCUCAUUACGGUAGUUGGCAGACUGUGAUUGCUACGAGGGUGAUGUGCGGUCUCGUCCAGGGUGCUUGCCUGCCGUGUCUGCACACUCUGCUGUCUAAAUGGUCGCCGCCUGAGGAGCGUGGUAGACUUGCAAUGUUCGUUUAUUCCGGUGGCUGGGUCGGCAACGUGGUGUGCUUGCUGAGCACCGGUUUCCUCGCGUCAUCAUCCAUUGGCUGGCCUAGUUGCUUUUACGUUUGGGGAAGCCUCGGCGUCGUCUGCGGCAUUUGUUUCUAUCUGUUCGGAAAGGAUUCACCCGUCGAACAUCCCAGUAUACCUCUCGACGAAAAGGAAUAUAUUGAGACGAGUCUGGGAGUAACCGAGAUCAACGAGAAACCUUCCACUCCAUGGAAAUCUAUACUGCAAAGCAUGCCAGUCUGGGCACUACUGAUAGUGCAGUGUGCGCAAUCCUGGGGAUUCUGGAUGCUGCUGACGGAAAUCCCGUCCUACAUGACUUCGAUUAUGCAUUUUAACAUCAAGCAGAACGGUAUGAUGACGGCGUUGCCAUACUUGUCGGCAUGGCUUUGCGGCUUUCCGAUCAGCUUCGUAUCCGAUCUGUGCAUCAGGCGGAACAUCGUGACAACGGAAAUGUCCCGGAAGAUCUGCAAUACAUUCGGUCACUGGUUGCCGGCGGCCGCGUUGAUCGGGUUGGGGUACGUGCGGCAGGAUCAGCCGGAGCUGGCCGUCACCAUUCUCGUAAUCGCCGUGUCCUGUAACAUCGCCGCUUUCUGCGGCCACAAUAUCAAUCAUAUGGACCUCAGUCCAAACUUCGCUGGCCCACUCAUGGGAUUCACUAACACCGUUGCGUCCGCCUGCGGCAUCCUCGCGCCGUUGAUCGCCGGGGUGAUCAUCGAGGAUUCGACCAAUAUAUUACAAUGGAGAAAGGUGUUCUUCCUGUCGGCCGGAAUAUACACGGUGGGCAACCUGGUCUUCAUCCUAUUUGGCACUAGCAAGGUGCAAAAAUGGAAUGAUGAAAUUAAAAGCAGGCGGGACAGCGUGCAGAACGUAUCGAAGACGCCGGUAACCAUUACGACGAUACAGGAGAAGGAAGUCGAGAGGAUCCCAUGACGAACAGAACAGAGAAAAAGCGCGACAAUACUUGUUUCCUUUUUUUUUAUAUUUUAUUUUUCACAUUAUUUGUUUAAUGUGUGGAUGUGUGAUUUGCGUGGUAACCUUCUGAAUGACUUAGAACAAUUAACGUUAUCUCAGAAGCAUGUACAAAAUACAUAUUAAAAUGUUUGACUAGAAGCUGUAAAUAUCGCUCGAAUAUGUAUAAAAUUCAAGCCGAAUGUGUACAUAGGACGUAUCGGAAUGGCUUUUAUUUAAUUUCGCUUCAAGAAUGUAAGCGAAGAAAUCAAUCUCGUCCUGUAAUUAAUUUCAUUUUAGACUCUCAUGCGUGGUCGCAACUCGCAAUAAAAUUAGCUUAGAAUUUAGAUAAAUUCGCUUAAUUUAAAUAAAUUCACACUUCAUGUAAUAAGAUCUCUUAAUCUUAUUCAAAUAGAAAGAUGUGUUAAAUAUAGUCGGCUUAAUCGUAUGUCUUAUACAAGAGAAAUCGUUAUAUUAAAUCUGUCUAAAAUAAUCCAUCAAUAAAAAUUUAAUAUAAUUGUA
This is a messenger RNA of Solenopsis invicta (red fire ant), 2079 nucleotides long. RefSeq names its product putative inorganic phosphate cotransporter. Gene Ontology annotation, molecular function: transmembrane transporter activity. Gene Ontology annotation, biological process: monoatomic anion transport; transmembrane transport. The coding region runs from base 49 to 1539 and encodes 496 amino acids. NCBI's taxonomy places the organism in Eukaryota, Metazoa, Arthropoda, Insecta, Hymenoptera, Formicidae. The record is from RefSeq and is a predicted model, not a curated record. The transcript is spliced from 7 exons. Gene Ontology annotation, cellular component: plasma membrane.